Messenger RNA from Owenia fusiformis, 1238 nucleotides. Lineage: Eukaryota; Metazoa; Annelida; Polychaeta; Sabellida; Oweniidae. The record is from the annotation of a GenBank genome assembly.
AUUGAUUUAAAUCCUGAGUUGGUUGAUAAGUAUUUCGAGUAGGAAACAAGAUUGUAAUCACUAAAAAGUGAUUACAACAUUGGUGCCGUUGCCAGCCGAAACCUAAGGUUUAAUAUUUUUUUAUAUUCCACAACAAAUGAAAUUGAGAAAUACAAAAUUAACAAAGACUUUCAAUUUUCAAAAUUCAAAUAAAAUUAACAAACAAGUACAGAUUAGAUCCCUGUACAGAAGAACAACGUGGAAUGUUAGAGGAAAUGUCCGACAGGAUAAGGAGGCACGAAAGGAGAUCUCCACGAGACCUGUACAAUGGCCGCACGAGUACAGGUAGACCCUAUUGCACAAAUUGUCAUCAGGUAGGUCAUCUUAACGUAGUAUGUCGAAGGCCAACAUUUGAUCCUAAUCCCAAUGGUCGAGCAAUGGCAGUGGACCAUUGUAAAAGUGAUGUCGUCAAACAGUUAUACCAGAAAGAAGCGCAAUUCAGAUUAGGGCUUGUGCUAACAUGCAAAGCGUCUGCAUAUGGCGUAAAAUUACAGAAGGGGGCAGACAUGAUGGUCACACCAAAGCCUGAAUUUGUUUGUUUCAUCUAUGACCAUUGGACGAAGAUUUUGGAGGCUCGAGUGGCGGAUGUCAAAAGUCCGCCACUCAAAGAACUUGGUGAUUUCUGGUUAUCUUUCGAUGACACUAAUGAGGAUUUGGACGACGAAGAGAACCCUUUCGCCAAAACGGUAAGUUAUAUUUUUCUAUCAUCAUUUUUUACUUUUUCUCACAUUUAUGUCUCAAAAUUAAAAUAGUUCGCUUUUAAUGUCUCAAAAUUAACAUUUGCCACCAUUACUCAUAUUAAUUUUGUUUAAUAUUAUUUUUUGAUAAUUAAUUAUUUAAUUUAUCUAUUUAUUUCUUUUAUUUAUUCAUUUAUUUCAGCACCAACAGAAUUCAAAGAAAGCGUCGGAGACAGAAGAAAAGACACAGAAACGGUUAAACUUCGCGAAAACUGAUGUAAGUUAUUGUUGUAUUAUGUCAAUUUUAACCACUUUUAUAAACCUAUGAUAAAAAUUAACUGUGAGUUGCCAGGUUGCGACAAAUAACAAAGGUGCGAGUAAAGAUGUGCCACCUGCAACCAAAGAUGCUACAAGCAGGACACACUCUCCAUCUAUAAUAUUGAUCUAAAUGCAUGCUAUGAAAAAUGUGCUUGUUUAUUUCAGACUUCACUGGCCAAACAUCAAUCUUCAGGAGCGUUACAC